CACACACACAAUAAACACAAGACGACAGUUACUUGAGAAGGCGGUAAUUAGAUUUAGCACAGCCUAUUAACGCUUAUGAUGAAGGCGGCGGGGUUUGGUGCUUUAAUGAUCACUGUUUGUGGAAUGAGAGCAGAUGAAAGCGCACAGCUUAUUGAUGAAUACUGCAUGGCACCGACCCUUAAACAACAACGUGUUGAGUUUCAGAGCUCUGACUGGCGUCUUCUGAAUCAACUUAACGUUCAACUUAACUAUUAACAGCUGGGCAAAUAAGACAAGUCCGUAUUUAAAUAAACCACAGAGGCUGAAUACAGGGGGCUGCGUCCCAAACUGGACAUCACAGUACCCAAACUGACAAUCCCUAAUGCUUUUUAUUAUUAUUUUUUUUUUUUAAAAGAAUACCCUUCAGUGUGUGUAUGUGAGUGUGCCCUGCGAUGGAUUGGCACCCAGUCCAGGGUGUACCUUGUACCCGAUGCUCCCUGGGAUAGAUUCCAGGUUCCCUGCGACGCAGUAGACUAAGCAGUAUAGAACAUGGAUGGAUGGAAGAAUUCCCUUUAGUGCUCUACAGUAGUAUGCGCAAUUGUAUGCAGCCAGGCGUUCGGUCGUACGCUCUUCUCGCUGAUUGGUCAGUUGAAGCAUGUGGGCGUGGCCAGGCAGAGCUCCUCGGUUGAACAGAACACCUCAGGCGCUGCCGGGCUUCAUUUAGUUGCGCGUCUGAGCGAUCAACAUUCUGCAAGCUGUGAAAUAAUGUUUAUUUCUACCGAAUGAAUGACUUGAGGUGGACCUGAUUCAGUUUGACUGGAAACUACAUAGCUGAAAAGUACUCGCACGACUCCAGGGAGAAUAUUGUCUUAAUUCUGGGUGAGGCAGAUUUGGCGAUGGAUUUGGUGUGGCUUCUUCUCCUGUGCGUCGUAGCGGACGUGUGCGUUUCAUUCUCCAGAGCAGAGAGACACAGCGUGUUCUGGAAUAGCACCAACCCAAAGUUUCAGGGGGACGGCUACACAGUGGAGGUGCGUCUGAAUGACUACCUGGACAUCGUGUGUCCCCAUUACCCUCUAGGCACGGUGCCGUCUCAGGAGGCUGAGCGCUAUGUGCUGUACAUGGUGGAGCGUGAGGACUACGAGGCGUGCCGACCACAGUCCUAUGAGCAGAUGCGCUGGGAGUGCGGCCAGCCUUUUGCCCUGCACGCACCAGAAAAGUUCUCUGAGAAGUUUCAGCGGUUCACACCCUUCACCCUGGGCAAGGAGUUUCGCCCAGGCCAGAGCUACUACUAUAUCUCCAAACCUCUGCACCACCAUGGACAGGAGUGUCUGAAGCUGAAAGUAGAUGUCAUUGCUAAUGAUGGAUCACAAGAGGCUAGAGUUGGACCCGGCAAAGGAAGUGGAGGAGGCGUGCACACCACCUCAAACCGCUUACCAGCAGGUAUAGACGAUCCAGUCGUGCUGCCAGACGUUCAGAAAAGUGUGCGAACGAACUCCGCAGUCAGACCAGCAUUUCUGACUAUCCUUACAAUGCUGCUCCCUUUAUUGUUAUUAUGGCUGGUUUUGCAGUAAGAGCAUUUUUAAAGCACUACAGUGGUCCAAGACUGAGUUGAAAGUGGAAUCUGUAAACCAAAACACACAGAAGGAGUUCUCAAAACCCAGCGCUGGCCACUGGGUGGAAGGAACAGAUGGGCUGUCUGAUGCUGUUUGGGUUUUAAAGACAGUUCAUCAAAAUCAAGAGGGCUGAUUUGCUCUCUUACUCUGCUACAUGUGGCCAUUUUUCCUGAAAGGAUGUUUUUUUGGUAAAGGGAAAUAUCCCAUAUUUUGCUCAGAGCACAUCAUUCUAACAAACCUUAAGUAAAUGUACUGUGUAGUUUGAGGAACGAUGGAUGAUGAGGACUGUUUGAGCGUGUUGGGCCAAACUGAGGCAACAUUCUGUGAUUGCUUAUAGGACGGCCCAUAAUCUAAUGAGCCAAAGAUCAUAGAGCUUAUCAGUAAAAUGUACAAUGGUUUUGCUGUUGUUUUUGUUUUCAAGUGAUUUCUCCAUGUAGCAGCAAAGAAGCACAAGCCGUUUUUAUAACUUUACCAAAUCAACUGGAAUUUACAACUUACUUUGUCUCACACACACACAUACAUGUGCCAUACAAAGACACUUAUUGUAGCAUUCACAUACACACACACCCACACACACACCUGUUUUGUUGUUGUACAUGUUUUAUUUGAAGAGUUCUUAAGUUAUUAAAUGUGCUGCAGAAUGAAUAGCUGUAUAAAAGGAGCAAAAGAUCAAACCAAUUAUUACUUUGUAAAACAAAGAAAGAAAAAAAAUCUGAGUGUAUGCAUUAGUGUAUGCAUUAGAGAGAGAGAAUAUGAGGGAGAGAGAGAGAGAAUAUGAGGGAGAAUAUGAGAGAGAGAGAGAAUGAGAAAAUAUGGGUGAAUGAGAUUGGGGGGGGGGUUGCGAGGACUGUAAGAAUUUGCUGAUUAACCAAACCGACACUAUCCCCAGAGUGUACAUUAUUAGAUGACGGGGAAAUGCAUUUGAAGCUAAAACACACAGUGUACUCUAUGUGCUUUUUCCUCUUUUGAGCAUCUGAAAAGCAAAAUUAUUAUAUAUAUAUAUAUAUCUCUCUCUAAAGUGUGAGGGUUUAAUCUCAUUAUUUGACAUUCAAUAAUUAUAAAUGCAUACAUACAGUGGGGUCCAAAAGUCUGAGAGCACUAGUGAAAGUUUCUAUUUUUCAUUCUUUUUUUAAUUUAAUACAACAAUUUUCAUUAUGAAUGAUAUUACUGGCAACAGCUUGAGUUAAAAGUAGAAUAUUAGAAAUAUUUACAUGAAUUUCAGAGUUUAUUUUUAUUUGGUUCAUCCCCUUUCUGCUUUAAUGACCGUGUGCAAUCGAGCUGGCACAGACUCCACAAGUUUGUUCAAAACCUUAUGAACCAUUUUAGAUCAAAUCCAGCAGCGUGUUGUCUGAACACAUGCUUUAAUAGAAUUGAUUAGACAUGAGGAAAAUCUGAUCUUUUGUACAAAACAGUUAACAUGGUCAAUAUCAAUAAGCAGAAUUUGCUUACAUUUAAAUAAGGACCUAGAAAUAUUAAAUAUUCAAGAUCUUUAAAUUUACUUUGUUAUAAACAUUUAAAAAUCCCAGAUUUUCAAUUUGGACUCUGUGUGUAUGUGUAUGUAUGUAUGUAUGUAAAGUGUGUAUAGAUAUAAAAUUAUUGAAUGUUAAAUAUUAAGAUUAAACUCACAAUUAAGUUAAGUAAGUUAGUUUGUAUGCAUUUUAUAUAUAAUAUGUAUGCACAUGAUGCAAGAGAAUGACAAACGUGAAUAGGUCAGCAUCUACUACACAAAACACUACACAAUCAAACAGCAUCAUGUGUACCUGUUAUAGCUGAAUUCUCACUGGCUGCAUGUACAACCCAUAAAUGGACAUGACUAUAUGACUAAUUUGCUCUGAUCUACUCCUCAAACCCUUAUUUUGUACGUGUUAUGUAAAAUGUAUAAUAUGUACAUAUAGAUGAAUAUAUAAAAACGUGACAUUUGGUAUAUACUGUAAAUGUGAAAUAAAUAUUAUUUUUUGAAU
Ictalurus furcatus (blue catfish) is the source of this 3553-nucleotide messenger RNA. It is a transcript of the gene efna1a, whose product is annotated as ephrin-A1a. The transcript is spliced from 5 exons. Gene Ontology annotation, cellular component: plasma membrane. The record is from RefSeq and is a predicted model, not a curated record. NCBI's taxonomy places the organism in Eukaryota, Metazoa, Chordata, Actinopteri, Siluriformes, Ictaluridae. Gene Ontology annotation, molecular function: ephrin receptor binding. Gene Ontology annotation, biological process: axon guidance; ephrin receptor signaling pathway. The coding region runs from base 876 to 1550 and encodes 224 amino acids.